Molecule: messenger RNA, 207 nt
Organism: Protopolystoma xenopodis
Lineage: Eukaryota; Metazoa; Platyhelminthes; Monogenea; Polystomatidea; Polystomatidae
Source: the annotation of a GenBank genome assembly
AUGAGUCCCAAUUCUGAUGAUGCUCGUCAAAUGACGAAUGAAAGCUCAGCCCGUCUUCGCCCUAAACGUUGGAGGAUUUCUCGUAAACUGCAUCAACCAGAACGGCUGCAGUACAACGCGAAUCAGCUGACGUCUUCUGUUGAUAUUGACAUACCAAUCUUUUCAUCAUGCACUUCCACACCAAACGAAACCGUUCCCAUCAAGUAA